AUGAUCAAUCGUCCAUUGGAAUACAGCCUACGCCUAUUCGGUGUCUGGCCAGAUUCUUCCUAUCAGACAUUGAAAACCAUCGUUUGGGCUAUAAUAAUGUUAACGUUUCUAGUAUUUCAAUAUUGGUUUUGCAUCACGCACAUUAUGUCGAGUUUAACCGAAUUACUAGAUGGAUUGAGCUAUGCAUUAUCUAAUUUGCUCGUGUUCCUCAAGUUGAUUGUCAUUUGGCUCCAUAAGCGAAUGUUUUACGAAAUCCUGGCAACCAUGUUCGAAGACUGGAAUAACGAUAAUUCUACCAUUGAAAAUAAGCGAAUAAUUGUGGAUAAGGUUAUGCUGUCCUCUCGCAUUACGAAUUUCUUAAUCGGUUAUUUCGGGAUCACAUUCCUUCUAUAUACAGGGCUCGCUUUAGCACAAUUAGACGAAGAUCAGGAUUCUUCAGAGCCAAAACGAAGGAUGUUUUUGAUUAGAAUGGAAUUUCCAUUUUCUGCCACUGACUCACCGUGUUAUGAAAUUAUUCUAGCUGUACAGUUUAUACUCGAAUCUUUUAUUGUUUACGGGGCGGCCACGUCGAUAGCACUGAUCGCAGCAUUAGUAAGUAAUUCUUUAUAA
Molecule: messenger RNA, 609 nt
Organism: Eufriesea mexicana
Lineage: Eukaryota; Metazoa; Arthropoda; Insecta; Hymenoptera; Apidae
Exons: 2
Coding region: 1-609 (202 amino acids)
Biological process (GO): sensory perception of smell; detection of chemical stimulus involved in sensory perception of smell
Cellular component (GO): plasma membrane
Molecular function (GO): olfactory receptor activity; odorant binding
Source: RefSeq, a predicted model, not a curated record